AUGGUUUUGUUUUUAAUUUACAUUCCAAUUUCUACGACAUAUAACGGAUGCUUGAUCGGAACAAUAGCAACCACAAAUGCUAUUACUUACACCAUUAUCGAAAUGAUUGGAUCAUUCCUUACAUGGAUUGUCGAUCUCAUUAUUUAUCAUGGAUUUCAUGGAAAGUUCAUCCUGCACUCAAAUGGAAAGAUUUUUGGAACAAAAUGGACAAAAUACAGUUACCUGCGCUUGAUUGGCUCUGUAAUUUAUUUCAUCGGCUUCUUAAUCUACUCAGGAGUAAUUAAGUUUAAGUGCUUCACGUAUCCCCAAUCAAAUGUACGACUUAUGCAUGUCAAUCCAUAUGAAUCUGGUAGUAGUGUCGAACAAAUAAUUUAA
Molecule: messenger RNA, 375 nt
Organism: Trichomonas vaginalis G3
Lineage: Eukaryota; Parabasalia; Trichomonadida; Trichomonadidae
Product: solute carrier family 35 member F6 family
Exons: 1
Coding region: 1-375 (124 amino acids)
Cellular component (GO): intracellular membrane-bounded organelle; membrane
Source: RefSeq, a predicted model, not a curated record